UUGGUCUCUGAAGCGAGCGCGAUUCAGCCCGUUGUCUUCUAGAUAGUCCUAAAAUAGAUACUCGCCCAAAAUUUCCUACGUCGAUAGUGAUUUCUGCAACUUCUCGCGGGGACCACCGCAUCCCGGAAUAGAGGAAGCGUGACCUGAGCAGUUUGAGGAAAUGGAAAGUCUAAGAAAGAAAGUGCCGUUGGUUUCGCGCUGCCUUAUCUGAAUUGAAGUGAAAAUCUAGUCAAUUUAGCGUGUUUGAGAUGCUUUACCGCGCUUCCAUAAAGUACAGAAAUCGGAGCAUUUCCUUUUGAACGACCGCCAGUGGAAUUUUGUUAACAUGCUGCACGAAAAUAAGUUAAAAAUACCCCACGCGAGCGUUUUAAGGCAGCCUAGAUUCCGAGUUCGCAGUGCAUGCACCUACAACGCCAAAACAGAAAAAUGUCCACCCAACUGACACCAUUCACAACUGCAAUCGUUUUAAAAUUAAACCAAUUAUUCAAUUAGUUUGCCUGAAAACGAAAUUUCGAGCAAUUGUUCUUAUGAAAAAUGUUUCAAUUUCUCGUAUUAGAACGUUCAAAAAUAUUUUGCUAGGCAACGAGGAAUUAUUCGGUCUGCGACCAGACACCGCUCGCAAAACAGAAUAAAACUCAACUUUCUGGCAAAAUUCCAAACAAUGUAGAAAGAAUCAAAUCAUCUAUGAAAUUUUUGUGCAUAUUUAAUUACAUUAAAAAUCAUUCGCUUAACGGCCGUUGUGAAUUUAUUGGGAAGUGUGUAAUCUUAUGUUGCGGCUACUGUGCCAAUGAGUGAUAUCUUGCCGGCGGCUCAGUGAAAUGAAAAGUGAAGAUUUGUGAUUUACAUAAUCAAAGCGUUUUAGAAAACAAAAUUGAAUGAAAUGUGAAUCAAUCAAAUGAGUGAUUACUUCAAUCAGUAAUUCCAAAAAAAAAUUAAAAAAGUCAACCCCGACGACCGUGACAGGACUCGAACCUGCAGUCUUCGGAUCCGAAGUCCGACGCCUUAUCCAUUAGGCCACACGGUCACAUCAGCACAGUAGAGAAAAUGACUACAAAUCGGAAACCACCCGGUGUUAUUCACAAGAUAAGAGAGUUCGAAUUAGAAAAAAUCCACUUGGCCGAUGAAUUCGAUAUUCUCCAAAUUGUUGGUGAAGGAUGGUUCGGCAAAAUUUUACUGGUAGAACAUCGAGCGACAGACACAGAAAUGGUUUUAAAAGCGUUACCAAAACCAUAUGUUUCCUUACGAGACUUUUACAGGGAAUUCCACUACGGUUUACAUUUGGGUGUCCACAAGAAUAUCGUCACAACAUACGAUGUAGCGUUUGAAACGGCUGGCUUUUAUGUUUUUACCCAAGAAUACGCACCUUUGGGUGAUUUAACUUCGAAUGUUACUGAUUCGGGUAUUGGUGAACUGCAUAGUAAAAGGGUAGCAAAACAAAUAGCUUCGGCUUUAGAUUAUAUGCAUUCUAAAGGAAUAGUACAUAGAGAUGUGAAACUAGAUAAUGUUCUCAUUUAUAAGUCUGACUUUUCCCGCAUAAAACUAUGUGAUUUUGGCGAAUCAUAUAGAGUUGGAACAAUAGUAGAACGACGGAACGAAUGGCUCCCAUACAGCCCUCCAGAAGUAUUACGAAUACAACCAGAAGGGAAUUAUAAAGCUGAUACUAGUCACGAUGUCUGGCAAUUUGGAAUUCUUAUUUUUGUAUGCCUAACCGGUUGUUUACCUUGGCAAAAAGCAGGACCUGAUGAUCCUCGCUAUGUCUCUUACAUCGCUUGGCAUUCAACAAAUAUAGUGCUUCCAUUCCGAAGAACCCCAAAAUUGUUUAAACUGCUUUCAUCGAAAGGAUCACGUUUGUUUCGGAAAUUCUUAGAGCCACGUGAAGAAAGACGACCGAAGAAUUUAUCAGAAUUGGCCAGUUUUAUGGAUGAUCGGUGGCUAUCGAAAGGUGCCGAAAAAAAUCUUGCUGAAAAUGAACAAGAUGAACUUUGCGCAUCUAUGUAUUCCUUCCAUAGUAGUCCUGAAGAGAAGAACAAAUUGUUAGCUACGUUAGCUGAAUACGGGAUUGAAACAACGGUGGAUAGAGUGGCCAAGAAAAAUAGAAUCAAAGACUGGAUUGAAUCCUCUGUGAUUACUGAAGAGGACGAGGAUGAAGAUUCUAACAGCACCGCUUCAUCACCCACGAUAACUCGUGAGCCCGUACCCGGUCACAUAUCUUCUAUCCGGGCACAAGAAGCGAAAAAACAAAUCAAUACAACCCUUAAAGAUGCCUCCCAAAAACAUUUCGACCCAAGAACGGGAGAAGUGCAAACAGGCCCCAGCGAAAUGGGUGCUGUAACAGUUGCAAGUCGGACAACCCAAACCGUAGUUAACCCUGCGUCCAAGGUUCCCAAUGGUAAAAAUGGAAGCUUUGAUAACGGAAGUGUUGUAACAUUAGCAAGUCGAAAUGACCUAAUACUGAGCGAGGGCCAAUCGUAUCAAUCAAAUCUAAACCUAACCCUGCUAGACGAAGAUAUUGAUAUUGAUACGGCAGCAGAACCGAUGGUAAUUGCUUCUCGUCAUCAGCAGAAAAUCAAAGAGCAGCAGCUUAAUCACCAGAAUAACCUCGCUGCGUUUUCAAAUAUGUUUCUUUACGAUGACUAUUUGCCGCGAUCUAAUCCAAACUCUAAUCCAGCUAAUCCGGCUCUAUUUUAUCGAAAUUAUGAUCAUAUUAAUAAAAGGUAUUCAGCGUCAGAGCUUCAUGUUAAUUAUAUGGGCAAUAGUAAUCUUAGCAAUGCAACUGUAGCGUCUAACAACAGCAAUUUUGGCUACUACAAUAGUUUUAGUUUUAACAAUAGCUUUGAUGCUCCCGUGGCGGAGUACAAAUCCCAGUCGGGACACUUUCAAUCAGUUGCAAAUAUUUCAGUUCCAGAGAACGAUCAUCAACGUCUUCCAACCGUACCGAUCAAAGAUGUUAACGUUGCUGCAAGGGAAAAAGUAAAAAUGUCUUCGGAUGGGAUCAAUAAAAGCUCAGAGUCACCGGUACGGGCGGUGAAUGGUCAGGUUAGUGAAACGAAGAACAAUGCGGUCCAAAUGAUCAAUAAUAAUAGUAGGCCUGAUAUCAAACCCAAUGUAAAUGGAACAGCGUCUACGAUGAAAUUUGUUAAUAGUAAAGUCUCGGUGCCCUCAUAUGCGGGAAACCAGUAUCCUAGCAACCUCAGUUCAAUGAAGGACACACCAUAUGACCGUAUAAAGGUUAAAAAGGUGAAUAAAAGGGUAUGAAAACUGAUUUUCGAAAAAAAUAAGCAAUAUACGUUAAUAAAGCUAAUAUCUUUUGUACAAG
Molecule: messenger RNA, 3316 nt
Organism: Hermetia illucens (black soldier fly)
Lineage: Eukaryota; Metazoa; Arthropoda; Insecta; Diptera; Stratiomyidae
Product: serine/threonine-protein kinase SBK1
Exons: 7
Coding region: 1045-3255 (736 amino acids)
Biological process (GO): peptidyl-threonine phosphorylation; peptidyl-serine phosphorylation
Molecular function (GO): ATP binding; protein serine/threonine kinase activity
Source: RefSeq, a predicted model, not a curated record